CCCGAACUGUCGCUUAGAUACCACUUUGUCUAACGGUUAGCUAACUUUCAGUGCUUAAAUCCAGCUACUACUUGGCGGUAUUUUGCACGAAAAUAACACUAAUAUCGAUAAAGAAUUAAAUAUUUGUUGAUAUUAAUUUCCCUUUUUCAGCAGUAGGGCGUUGCGCGGACUCCAAACUUUUUAUCUAACGUUUUUUAAGUCCUUUAUCGUCCCUCGAUAUUGCUCAAUAGUGAAACUACCCGUCCUCCUGACUCCUCUGCUCUUACUACUACCAGGAUACAGCCAAACUUGGUGCCGGGCCAAUCAUUUCCCAGGAAAAUGUGACUGCUAGGAAUUCCCCACGCAUCAGCCCCUGUCGGAGAAAACUGCAACCUUGUGUCAGGAAGCACACGAAAGCAGCAGGAGGCUAAAGCCGACCGGUGACUGUACGAUGAUGGAGUUAUAGGAGCUGCUAGACCGUCUGUCAACCAGCACCGGGGAUCAUAAUGUUUUUCUAACAUCGCCGUGUUUUCAUGAGGACAUAAAGCCAGGGGACAUGCUGUGCUGAUGACAACUUAUACAAGGGUGUAGAUGCUCCAGGCGCAGCGGGACCCAGCCUCCGUGUCAGAGAGGGACGAGGCUGCUCCCACCUGGGCCACAGCACUCCUCUGAAACUCGUGGUCUCUCUCUCGUUAACCGCCCAGAUUGGAGAACAGGACGACGACAGGGAAGCCAUUUUGUGAGGUGAAGCUGAGCCAGGAGUAGUCGGGAUAUUUUAGGCUGCUCCCUGCCCUCUGAACUGAACAUGACGACUGCUGUGCAGCCCAGUGAGCUGGUGUUUGAGUUUGCCAGCAACGGGAUGGACGAAAUCAACCAGGUUUGCAGUUAUCUCAUCCCCACAACCGUGUCUGAAUCCUGUGGAGCAGGCUUGAUUCUGGACGACCCGUCAGUAUUUCCAGCGGUGAUUGUUGAGCAGGUGCCCGCAGCUGAUCUGCUGCAGGUUUACUCAGGCCUGGAGUCCGACGAGGUGACCAACGGCAUCAUGGUGGACACCACCCUGCAUGUAGUGGAGGAGCCCUCCAUGUUGGUGGGAGGGGUCGACCUCUCAGAAACAACGGUCUCUGGUCCAGAGGACAGCAUGGAGACGAACGAAGCGGCAGCAGCUCUUCUGAACAUGGAGUCUCCAAACAACAUUUUGGAUGAGAAGCGUAUGAUUCACACCUACGGCACUCUGCUGGAGUCAGACUUGACAUACACCCCUCUGAGGCCUGACCAGAUGGAUAGCAGUGCCCUUGACGUGUCCCUCGACGAGGACACUUCAUCCAUGGAUGAGAUCCCCCAAAAGUGCCCCUUAAAACCUCAGAAAAAAACCAAAGUGCGGAAGCCGCGGGCGGUGCGUCCCUGCUCCCCCAUCACCACCCCUAACCUGCCACUCAGGAAGAAGAGCAAAGAGGGCAAAGGCAACACAAUCUACCUGUGGGAAUUCCUCCUGGCUCUACUGCAAGAUAAGAACACCUGUCCCAAAUACAUCAAGUGGACACAGCGGGAGAAAGGCAUCUUUAAGUUGGUGGACUCCAAAGCUGUUUCAAAGCUGUGGGGCAAACACAAGAACAAGCCCGACAUGAACUACGAGACCAUGGGAAGAGCUCUCAGGUACUACUAUCAAAGAGGCAUCCUGGCCAAAGUUGAGGGUCAGCGGCUGGUCUAUCAGUUUAAGGAAAUGCCAGCUGAUUUGGUGGUAAUCGAGGAUGAGGACGCAAACUCUGAUGCCAAUGUUAGCUACGGAAAUCAAAAAUCCACCAAUGGGAGGUCUGUGGUCCGCGGAGGGUCCAAAGCACACGGGAGAGCUCACGGUCAACACCACGUGUCAGUGAAACACAUGAAGAAGGAGCCUAAUGAUGAAUAUCUGUACCCGGAAGUUAAUGGCGGACAGACGGAGCAGCUCCUCCACUCCGUCCAUAUGUUGCAGGCCAACGAAGGGUCGGCCAUCCAAGAUCCAGCACAAGCUAUGAGGGCCAUCACUGCUCCUGCAUCAGUUCCUAUGGUCUUGACGUCUCCCGGCUCUCUGCAGUCUGUCCCCCUCACCACUGUCCUGGCCAACGGGGACUCCUGCCACUCCUCCCCCCCACGGGUUAUUCUCCACACCAUGCCCUCCACCACCGCAGGAGGUAAAGAUGUGCUCACCAUCCAGACGGCCUCUCUCGCAGGCGGAGCCAACAGCCUGCAUGACGGCCUCUCUCAGCACCUCCUGGUCACCAGUCUGGACUCCUCCGCUGUCUCCUCCUCUUCCACCUCCUCCUGCUGCACUUCCCCUCCAGGAGUCAUUAGCUCCACUGCUUCCAACCUCAACGGUCUCCCCCGCCUGGUCACCAUCAACACCACCUGUGGGCAGACCAUGGUGGCCCAGCAGCCCGGCACUGUAAUUGCCACUGUGCUCAAAUCCAGCGACCUCUCGGGGCUGCAGGUCAAAGAGGAGAUGCUGGACCCCAGCUACUUCCAGUCGAUGGUGAACGGGGAUCCAUCACUGGCGGCGAGUACGUUUGAGAAAGAGGAGAUUGAGGUAGGGGAGGCGGAGCUGCAGUAUAGGACUGUGAUCAUUGAUAGCAGUCAAAGCCAGGGCCACGAGGCUGUGAGUGAAACUAUAAUUAAUGGACAUUUCUCCCAGAGCAGCAGCCCCAACGAGGGCUUGACCCCGGUGGAGGAGCUGGAAGUGCGUGGGGAGAUGUCCCUGCAGCCUGAGCAGGGAAUCAAAGGCCUGCAGGAGCUGCCGCUGUCUGUCCAAUUGCCUGCAAACUUUAUCCAGAUAAAGACAGAGCCCACAGAGGCUUAGGACUGCAGGACACAAGCUGAACCAAAAGAAAAAACAGACAACAAUUUAAUUCAUUUUGACCACAGACUUAAAGUUUUUGUUUUGUACCACAGUGAUCUGAUCAGAGAUCAGAGUGAGGGAUCCUGCAGCGUGUUGCUCUUAAAGGGUUGGUCAGUUCAGCCUCAGGAUUUAUUGUUUACUCACAGAUUUUGUGACCAUGUGCCUAAUUUUAAAAGAAUCAAGGGAGUGUUUAGUUUUUCUAAGAAGUCACUUUUAACAUUUGGGAUUAUUUCUCGAGUCAUUAACCCCAACACACUCACACAUACAGAUACAUAUUCAAAGAUACAUACACAUAAAAGAACCUUCCCCGUCUAGGAGAACAGCCAUCAGAUAAACCAGGGAUCCCUGUCUACCAAAUGUGCCAGUUAGUCAUUUUCUUACCUUACAUCUCAUUGGACUUGUAUGUUAAACGAGGACGCAACAAACCAAAACUGGGGACUGAAUGCCAAAAUGGUGCAAUGAAAUCAGACUUCUGAGAUCGUGCAGAGGACGUGUGUGUGUGUGUGUGUUUUUUUAGGAUGCCGUGUCACAGUGUCCAAUCCGGUGGGGGAAAAAAACACACACAUCUCAGAGUUUAAUUGAAGAGUGCCUUACAGGAAGUUCAAAACCGGCAAGACUCUUUUGUGGAAACGUCUGGGGAAAAGAUGAAAAACGGACUAAAUGGCUUUCCAGACUUUUACGAACUUAUUACUCAUUUAUUUUCAUAUAAACAAAAACAGGUAUGCAUUUGCUCUCUAUUACUCCUGGCCUUAAAACACUGUGUUACGAUGGAAAUGGGCAUUUUCUGUCCACCAAGGACAGUCCGACAUCAAAACUGUUUGUAUAGAGCUGCAGACUGGAGGCACAGAAAGAUAGGGAGGCACAAACGGAGAGAAAGAAUACGCAGGAUAAAACAGAUUUUAUCAGCCUCUGGCUUCAGGGGCUCCAAGGUUUAAAUCCUGUUUAUAUGAAAUGGAAUAUAUAUGGAUAUAUAUACAUAUAAUAUACAAUUGAGAUUCAGUUUUAAGGCCAUAGUGAAUUUAUUUAUUUUGUGAAUUUCUAAAUUCUGUAUAAAAAAGGCACAUUUGUCUUCUAUUUACAUGUGUAAACAUGAGGGAAAAUACAAAGAAUAUGAACGUUAAUACCAGGAAGCUUUUUUUUAAAAAGACCAACAUUUUUCAUUUGUAUAGCAUUCCAUAUAAUCAGCUUUGGUAUUUUCUUAAGUUUUGGACUCUGCAGCAUCAUUAUCCCCCUGUUAUAUUCUCUUAAUGUAAAAAUUGUCUGUUGUGUGUCUGAUUUAAACACGUUCUGAAUGUGCCUUCUUUUCAGCAGACAUACCUCUUUACCUUUUUCAGCAGUUAAAGGGUAACUUCAGUAUUUUUCAACCAGGACCGUGUUUUCCAAUAUUUUUGUUUUUAAGUGAUUAAUGGAGACAACAAUUUUUAAAACUGGUCCAGUAUUGAGAGAGACCGCUGCAUCUGGUAGCCGCGAAACAGGCUGCAAUGUAACAACUCCGGGCAUUUGUGCACUCUGUUUACGUCCACUGAAAGUGUUUGCUUUUACCACAGACAGGCUCAGAUUGUUAUUCGGACAACAGUAUGGAAAGGAUUUCUACAGAGAUAGACCUUCUUAUUAAAGAGUAAGAUGCUUUUUGUUUAACAAGUGACAGUCAAAAAUCCACUGUCACCAAACCAACCAGACUACAUUUAAAUAAACACCAAUUUAAUCAUUGUAAAACACACUUUAUUCAACAGAAAGAAAAUAAAACUCACAAAAGUCAUGUUGGUAUGUCUUUCCAUUGUUCCAUCAUUCAAUAACUGUGAUGAUGAAAUAAACCUUUCAUUUACCCAGUUAGAUGUGGAAAAUAUUCUGGCUCUAUACAUGGUAAAAUUACUGUUUAUUUAAAUAGAGUCUGGUGGGUUUGGCAAUGGCAAUUUGAGGGCUGUUUUAAGUUAAC
Plectropomus leopardus (leopard coralgrouper) is the source of this 4784-nucleotide messenger RNA. It is a transcript of the gene elf1, whose product is annotated as E74-like ETS transcription factor 1. Gene Ontology annotation, molecular function: DNA-binding transcription factor activity, RNA polymerase II-specific; sequence-specific DNA binding. Gene Ontology annotation, cellular component: nucleus. NCBI's taxonomy places the organism in Eukaryota, Metazoa, Chordata, Actinopteri, Perciformes, Serranidae. The record is from RefSeq and is a predicted model, not a curated record. Gene Ontology annotation, biological process: cell differentiation; regulation of transcription by RNA polymerase II.